Messenger RNA from Hypanus sabinus (Atlantic stingray), 3062 nucleotides. RefSeq names its product GRAM domain containing 2Aa (gene gramd2aa). The record is from RefSeq and is a predicted model, not a curated record. The transcript has 14 exons. Gene Ontology annotation, cellular component: extrinsic component of cytoplasmic side of plasma membrane; endoplasmic reticulum membrane; organelle membrane contact site. Gene Ontology annotation, biological process: regulation of store-operated calcium entry. Gene Ontology annotation, molecular function: phosphatidylinositol-4,5-bisphosphate binding. NCBI's taxonomy places the organism in Eukaryota, Metazoa, Chordata, Chondrichthyes, Myliobatiformes, Dasyatidae. The coding region runs from base 540 to 1469 and encodes 309 amino acids.
ACAUUCCCAAUUAUCUCACGGGGCAAAUUAGGGUGGGGGAAGGCUAAGAGGGUUGUCUAUGCAGUGGGCCAGCUGAGAGUAGAGGAGGAAGGGUGCCACGUUGAUGGUGUGUUCUGUGUUGGAGGGCCUGGGUGGAGCCUGUGCCGGGCUGCCACAGGUUGUCGUUCCCAGCGGCAGCCGGAAGGGGCCGGGAUCCAGUCAGCGGCGCCGGCAGCACCGAGUCGGAACGAGCAACGCGGCCCUUCCUCAAACCCGGCAGCGUGACCCAGGUUGCGCUGCUGAACUCGGAUCCAGUUUCCUUCAACCUUCCCGCAGCUCUUGCUGACAAACACACCCGGCUGUGGGCACACUGGCAGCGGAGGAUGGGAUGACUACUCUCAGAAGCAGAGGCAAGAUGAACAGCCAAAGAGUGAAGAUGUACAAUCACAACACCAUUACAACAAGCAAGCAGGCCAUUCAGCCCAUCUUGUCUCUGCCUGAGUAAUAUGGUUCCACUUCUGGCUCUUUCUUUGUAGCCAUUGCUAAAGCCGCCAGUAGAAAUGGACUCCUUACAAAGUGACCGCAGCCCCUCACCAAACCUGGAUGCAAUUGAGACCUCAGUGGAAGAGGAUAGUUUUGAAUUGCGCUCACGUGGAAGAGAUGCCAAGUUAAGUGAGUCCCUGAACUCUGACGACUUCAAGAAGUUUCACCGUGGAUCUACAAUUAAAAAGUACAACUCUCAGUAUCACAAACUCUUCAAGGAUGUCCCUGAGCAGGAGACAUUGAGGAAAGUCUACUCCUGUGCUCUCCAGAAAGACAUCUUAAUCCAGGGCCGUCUCUAUAUCUCAAGCAACUGGGUGUGCUUCUACGCUAACUUCUUUGGAAAAGAUAUUAAGGUCAUGGCUUCGGUUACCUCGGUCGUACUGGUCAAGAAACAUCGGACAGGAGGGCUUUUGCCCAAUGGACUUGUGAUCAGGACAAGCUCAAAUGAAAAGUACAUCUUCGUCUCCUUCAUCUCGAGGGACAGUGUCUACGAUGUGUUGAAGCAGGUCUGCUCACACUUACAGGAUAACAGUAAGAAGAGCUUGAGUGUGGGCACAGACACAUUGGAUUCCCAUCCUUUGGAAGGCUAUAGGUUACAUUUGGAGUGGAAAAGAAAACUCUCUAAUGGCUCCUCAUCCUCACAGCCUGAAACAGAACACCAGUCGCUGCUGGGAAACUCCACCAGCAGCCUGAGUACUCCAGAGGUGGAGAGCUCCAGCUGCAGCAGUCAGACCUUCAGAGAAAGACUGGUGAAGAAAGAAAAAAUACUUGAAUUGGAUUCAGUCGAAGGAAUCAGCCAAGUAGAAUAUCGAAUACUCUGGAUAUUAAUUGUCACCGUCCUUAUUCUCUUGGCAUCCUCCAUUUACAUGACAUACAGAGUGUUCUCACUGGAACAACAGUUGGGACUUCUGGACACAGCCUCCCAGUCACCCACCCACAAGAGGUAAGGUAGGUCCCCGAGGUUUUGUUGAAGCUGUUGGCUCACAGUGGCUCAGCGUUGGACCAGACAGCCCAGAGACUGUUUUCCUGUACUCACUGGAUGGGAUUGGAACUGAAAGAGGCCAAUUACAAACUGUGAGCAGCUGAUGUCUCCAGCACACUCUGAUAUUACCACAACACAAAGGUUUCCAUUUCAAAGCACUUGCACAAAACCCAAUAAGAAGCCUAUUUUUUUAAUUUAUUUGUUAAAUAAAGUUUAGUCCAUUCUAAAGGUUAAAGAACCUCACUCCUACUGCCCUGGGGCUAGGACACCCAGCAUUCACCAGCAAGAGCUUUAUUCUAAGCAUUUGUGAGUUGGACGUCAGGACUAGUUGUUGACAGGGCAGCCGUGAGCCCCAUGCGCCGAGUGAUGGAAGACUCAACCUUCUGAAGCAGCAGAAGAGACCACAGCGGACUGGAACUCGGUGUCUUACAGCGCCCUCGUCACUGGAACGAUGGGAGUUCUUGGCCGCCCAUCCUCUAAACAAAUUGUUUCAUUGACCUAGGCCAGUCACUGCCUUACCUCCUCACUUUGUUCCACAUCCUUGCUCAGCAGAUGCCAAUUGUUUCUGUGCUCUCCACAUCUCGAAGAAGCUUUAGCAGCUGUUUACAUUGUGAAAUGACCCAUCUUUGGAUCUUAUGUGGGCAUUCCGAUAAUUAAAAGUGUGGGUCCCUUCUGUGUUCAGUAAUACAAGACAGCAUCUGCUCCUGCUAUGGUGUCAGAUUCAUAGCAGUGGAGUAAACACCAUCGCAGGGAGCAGAGGGAGAGCAGUUGCUGGAGGGAGGGUGGUCAGGGGAGGGAAGUGUAUUCAGUGGAGAGAGUGGGACAGAGAGCAUUUGCUGGAGGGAGCACAGUCAGUGGAGAGAGUGGAGGAAAGGAGAUUGCCAGGAGUGAGGGUGGUUGCUGGAGGGAACGCAGUCAUUGGAAGGAGGGUGGUCCCCAAACAUAAUGGUGAGAAGGUGAUCGGGAGGGUGAAAUGAGUAGGGGUCAUCAUUGAGAGUGGUGGGAGGGCCUCAAGUGGAGUAAAUGGAGGGAGGAGGCCACAGUGGAAGAAAGGAACGAGAGCCAGGGAGAACGGAGGGAGGGCCAUUGAUGGGAGGGGAAUCCGUGGAGGGAGAGCCGGAGAGAGACCAGUAGCUGUGGGUGGGUGUUCGCUGGGUAUCUUGAAAAAGUAAGAAAGCUGAAAGAAGGAAUUUGCUUUAAAGUGGGUGGACACAUUAUUCUGUUGGUCGUGGGCAGCAGGUGGAUAUGGGAACAUGCAAGAUACUGUGGAAUGAUUUAGUAUUGAAUUGUGAGUACUGAACAAGGGAGAAGGUGGACCCUUCAUACUGGGGUUAUAAAGUAAUAGAUUGUUUGUAGAUCCCAGCAAGGCCAUUGGGAGAGUUUUGAUGUACAGAAUGCAUUUCUGAUGCUCAGAUUCUGACCUGUGAACAGGGUGCAGGCUCUCCCUGGAGCACUCACUAUUUGAGCUUCAUAAACACUGGGCUUCUCUCUUGCUAAUCAGAAAUACUUGCUGUUCUUAUUAUUUGGUUUAAUAAAUGUUACAGUGUUGUUCCUGUGA